Cordyceps fumosorosea ARSEF 2679 is the source of this 3351-nucleotide messenger RNA. RefSeq names its product WD domain containing protein. Gene Ontology annotation, cellular component: cytoplasm. Gene Ontology annotation, molecular function: protein binding. The coding region runs from base 1 to 3351 and encodes 1116 amino acids. The transcript is spliced from 2 exons. Gene Ontology annotation, biological process: tRNA methylation. NCBI's taxonomy places the organism in Eukaryota, Fungi, Ascomycota, Sordariomycetes, Hypocreales, Cordycipitaceae. The record is from RefSeq and is a predicted model, not a curated record.
AUGACUACAUGCGCCGCCGCAGCCGUAAAGCUUAGCAGGGAGCUCGCGCAGGUGCCCAUCACCGCCGUCGCCCUGCUCCGGGACCCCGCGACCGGCGCGCUGCACGCCCUCGCCGGCGAGGACACGGACCUCGUCGUCUACCGCAUCCAAGACGAUGACGAUGCGUGUCAGCGCGAAGUGGCGCGCGUGCGCGGGGUGCUGAGCGCGCAGCCCAUCCACGGCAUCCGCGUGCACCACAACAGCGUUCUACUCUGGGGCGGCCCCUCCGUCGCGGUGCUGAACCUGACCGACCUGCUGCUCCUACCGCAGCCGCGGGUGGCGCGUCUGCAGGCGCCGGACUGGAUCUACGACGGCGCCGCGUGCCCAUCCGACCACGCGCUCGUGGCGCUCGUCACCGCGCACAACGAGGUCCUCACUGCGCGGCUCUGCGACGGGAGGCUGGAGGUGGAGGGGCGGCUGGCGUCGCCGUCGCGGCCGAUGCUCUACGCGGCGCACGUGUGCUGGACGUCGGCGAGCGAGGUGCUCGUAGCCGCGGGGACGGUGUUUGGCGACGUCCUCGUCUGGAAGCACACCGCGGUUGGCGGAGGGAGCGCGCCGCGGAUGCUGUACACGCUGUCGGGGCACGAGGGGUCCAUCUUUGGCGUGCACGUCUCGCCGCUGAUGGAGGUGCCGGGUUGGGGAGGGGUGCGGCUGCUGGCGAGCUGCAGUGACGACCGCACGAUACGCAUCUGGAACGUUACGGAGAGCGAGGGAGAUGCGGAGGAGGAGACGAGCCCGGCGGCGGCGACGGGGGUGUCGGACACGGGCUUCCGAUGCGCACCGGCGGUCGUCGGAGGCGGGGAGGGCCGCGCUGACGUCGCGCCGAUCGCGACGGCCAUGGGACACGCCUCGCGCAUCUGGGGCGUCCAGUUCGGCCUCCCCUCCGUGCCCGCGAUGACCGCCGCCCAACUCCAGCCCUGGACCUCGGGUCGGUGCGUGGUCUCGGUGUACUCGUUCGGCGAGGACGCGACCGCGCAGCGCUGGAGCGUGGACGUGGCGGCCGCGCUGCGGGAGCCGCGGCGCCUGGAUCACGAAAAGACCUACACGCUGCACGACGGCAAGCACCUGUGGUCGCGGGCCGUCGUCUGCGACACUGCGGGUGGCGGCGUGCCGACCACGCACGUCCUGGCCGGCGGCGCGGACAGCAAGAUCACGCUGGUCGGGGAUGUGCCGGCCGCGCGCGACGACGGCACGCAGACGUGGGACGUGCAGGACGUUAUGGCUUCUAUGGGCCGGACGUCGCCGGCUGCUACGACGACCACUAAGCAGCAGCGCAAGGAGCUGCUCGGCCGGUACGACUUUAUCACGCCAGAUGUCUUGCUCGCGGUGAGCAACAUGGGCACGGUGCUACUGGCCACGUUCCGCGGCGGGCAGGCUGCUACGUGGGAGGCGCUUACGGUGGAUGACGAGGCUGCGCGGGAGGACAUGAGGAACGUGUACGCGGUCCGGACGGUCUCGCACGGCGGUGCGCUGCUCGGGUCCGUCACGGGCGGCGUGUACUACUUCGGGCUGCUCGACAGGCGCCUGACGAGGAUCGCGGGCCUCGCCGGUCGCGUGGUGGAGAUUACCGCGCUAUCAGAAACUUCGCUGGAAGUCGAGGAAGGGGAAGAGGUGGAGGCGCUGGUGCACCUGCACCGCGACGCCGCGUCGGUGCUGCUGACGCUGGACCGGACCACGGGUGCGCCGAGGCGGCAGGAGGCGGUCGCCGGGCUCGACGCGCGCUUCGUGGCCAUGUCCGCGGCGCGCAUCGGCGACGACCUACUAGCUAUCGGUUCCCGCCACGGCUGGAUCGCCCUGCUACGAAGAGACCCCGGCGGUGCGUUCCGUCCCAUCUUGGACCUGCCGCCCGCGAGCGGCGACGCCGUCACCGCCAUCGUCCCGCUGCCGCCAUCCCCCACAAGCCCAGCGACCAAGUACGUGCUCACGACGAGCCGCGACGGCAAGUACCGCAUCUUCCAACUCGACGUCGCCGAGGCCGCCGCGCGGAUGACGCUUGUACACGAGACGGCGCCGCCGUUUGGCCCGUGGAUCGAGGGCGCGUGGUUCACCCCCGGCACCGGCGAUCUCAUCCUGUACGGCUUCCGCAGCACCGACUUCGUCGUGUGGAACGAGACGCGGCGGGAGGAGCUGGCCGCGACGAACUGCGGCGGCGCGCACCGCACCUUUCGCCUAGCCCGUGGCGAGCAGAAAGACCUGCGGUUUGCGUUUACGAGGACCUCUAGGUUGGCGGUGCACUCGCAGCAGCAAAGGGGGGGCGCUACGUCGGUCGUGGUGCGACCGGGGCAUCACGGGCGCGAGGUGCGCUCCGUCGCGGCCUCGCCGACGGGCCGGUACGUAGCCACCGGCGCCGAGGACACCACGAUCCGGAUCUGGGCUGCCAACGGGGCGAUGAUGAGGCCGGUGGCGUACAUGAAGAGGCACGUGGUCGGGCUGCAAAAGGUGCAAUGGUGUCGCGGGGACGAGUACCUCUUCUCGGCGGGCGGCAACGAGGAGCUGUUCGCCUGGCGGGUGCGGACGCUCGACGAUGGCCGCGUGGCGGUCGUCUGCGAGGGCGCGCUGGCAGACAAGCGCAGCGCGCGGGAGGACCUCCGCAUCACCGACCUGGACGUGUCCGACGACGACGGCACGCUGGUGACGGUGGCGCUGUCGGACUCGGCGGUGCGGACGUACCGCUACACCCCGGCGGACGGCUUCGCGCUCAUCUGCGAGGGCCGGUACACGGGUGCGUGCCUCACCCAAGCGCGGCACCUGGACGUUGGUGGUGCGUUGCAGGUGGUGACGGCGGCGACGGACGGAUACCUGGCGCUCUGGAGAGGUGAUGGCGGGAGGUACGAGCUGGUGCAGACGCUGCGGGUGCACCAGAACAGCGUCAAGAGCUUGGACGUGGUGCGGCUGCGCGCCGGCGGCGGAGGGCACGGGGUGGUGACGGGCGGCGAUGACAACGCGCUGGCGUGGACGACGCUUCUACGGGAGACAGAGGGGGGGUCAGGCUUCCGGGCGGAGCUGGGCGCGGUGGUGGAGGGGGCGCACGCGGCGGCCAUUACCGGCAUCGCGAUGCUCGAGGAGGAGGAGGAGGAGGUGCGGUUCGUGAGCACGAGCAAUGACCAGUGGGUGAAGGCGUGGCGGGUGCUGCCGCAGGCGGGUGAAGGCAGCAGCAGGAGGAUGCGGCUGCUGGGUGAGGCAUACAGCGGCGUGGCAGAUGCGGGAGACGUCGCGGUGCUGGGGAACAAGGAGGGGGGUCAUGAUGAUGAUGACUCGUCGCGACGGGUGGUGGUUGCGGGCGUUGGGUUGGAGGUAUGGCGGUUGGGGUGA